Soboliphyme baturini is the source of this 345-nucleotide messenger RNA. The record is from the annotation of a GenBank genome assembly. Lineage: Eukaryota; Metazoa; Nematoda; Enoplea; Dioctophymatida; Soboliphymatidae.
CGAACGUGUGUCUCUUGGUCGCUGGGCAAAACGAAGCGACAGUUGACAGACAGCACGUGGCGAACGGCGGACCAAAACGUGACCAAGGUCGUGACCGCCUUCCGAGGCGGCAUCCGGUGUCUACUGGUGAUACUAAGAAUGAGCCUGACCACCAACAGACCAAGCAAGCACGUUAUGGACAGUGGUCAAUGCCGACUGAUUACGGUAAACAAUCAAAACACGGUCGAUCGAUGCGAUCGGAUACGUACGCGAAGAGAUCCGCAAGGGGGCAACUUCUACACACUGUUCGAACGUGGUGACUUUCGACCAACACCAGCGCGAAGGCGAAGGGUGAAUGAAAUGUGA